Heterocephalus glaber (naked mole-rat) is the source of this 938-nucleotide messenger RNA. The record is from RefSeq and is a predicted model, not a curated record. NCBI's taxonomy places the organism in Eukaryota, Metazoa, Chordata, Mammalia, Rodentia, Bathyergidae.
UGUUGCCUGAUGGAACAGAGUAGAGAGGGCCUGUCUUUAAAAGCCCAGAUAGAGGAGCUCUGGCCCAUAAGGGUGCUUCCUGCCUGCUCGCCUGCAGGCUCCUGUCCUUCCUGUUGGCACCAUGCUCUGCAGAGCUCCAGUCCUCUGUGCUCUGUGUGUCCUGGCUGGGGCUUUGCCCUUGCCUGACCUAGAAUUCAUCGCUUACCUACCUGAAUUGGUCAGCAUUAUAAAUGAGGUCAAACUUGAUAUAGACACAACCAGGGGUGAAGAUUCAACAGCUGGUGUAUCACAGACACAUGGACCAGAGUCCACCGGAGACAUAUCAUGGGAGGACACACAGACUUUGAAGUCCGUCAUAGAUGAAGAUUCAACAGCUGGUGUAUCCCAGACCCACGGACCAGAGUUCACCAGAGGCAUAUCCCAGGAGGACACACAGACUUCAAAGCCCAUCAUAGAUGAGGAUUCAAUAGCUGGUGUAUCCCAAACCCAGGGACCAGAGUCUACCAGAGACAUAUCCCAGGAGGACACACAGAGUUUGAAGCCCAUCAUAGAUGAAGAUUCAACAGCUGGUGUGUCUCAGACCCAUGGACCAAAGUCCACCAGAGACAUAUUCCAGGAGGACACACAGACUUUGAUAGAGACCAGCACUGCCAGAGGGCCCAGGUUGUCCACUGCAAAGCACGAUGAAAAAGAAACAAAGUCUGCAGCAGCCGAGGCUACCCAUCUGUCAUCCUCCACUUCUGAGAAGACUCAAAUGUUUACAGAAACUUAUCACAUACUGUGAGAGAAUGCAUAACUGUAGAAAAGUAGUAAAAAAUUAGACGUACUCAGCUGAGGAGAAACAUCAAGGGAUUGAUCUUGGAUGAGUGUUGUAUGUUGUAGAUGCAUAAGAGAUGCAUUAGCUCCAUCCCAUUUAAAAUGGGCUUAAUAAAUCUCCA